AUGUCAAGUUCAGGUCCAAUAAUAGUAUCUAAGGUUGAUACUAAUAAUUCUUUAUUAGCUACGGUACUAUUAGCAUUACAUACUCGUCAAGUAAAAGUACAAUCUGUAAAUACAAAUUUAACAUCAAUUAAUACAUCAUUCAAUUUAGAUAAAUCAAAUAAAGUAAAUAGUAUAACAUGGAUAAAUAUAAAUAGUUUAGAUUUGUUAGCCAUUUGUUUAACUAAGGGUUCAAUAAUAAUAUAUUCACCAUUGGAAAAUGAAAUUUUAUAUGAAUUAAAUCCAAAUUAUAAUGUUUCAAUUUUAGAUUUUCAUUAUUCAAAUAGUACUAAAACAGGAUGGAGUAGUGAUAUAGAUGGAAAUAUAAUAGCAUGGAAUAUGUUAAAUUAUACACAAGUUAACAAAUUCAGAAUUGGAGACCUUAUAGAAAAUGUUGAAUGUGUGAAUAAGAUACAAUCUGUAAAUUAUCAAAAUAAACCUUAUUUGUUACUUGGUGCAAAUUCAAUAUAUUUAUAUGAUAUAAAUGCCAAAGAGAUAAUUCGAACAUUUCCAGGUCAUAUUCAACCUAUAAAUGAAAUCAUACCUAUUGGUAAUGAAUUUUUCUUAUCAACUGCAAAGAAUGACCGUUUCAUAAAUUUAUAUCAAUUAGAUAAGACAACAACUAAAUCUGUAUUUGUUGCAUCCUCAAAUAUAAUAGAUAUAAAAUUUGCAAAAAUGGAGAAUAGUUCAAUUAUAGUUAUUAUAAAUGAAGUUGGAAAUCUAGAAAUUUUCAAUAAUCCAUUAAGUGAUAAUCAAACCACUCCAAAUAAAAAGAAAAGAAAAGGUGUAGAAUCAAAAUCAUUCAAUAGUACUAUAAAAUUGUCUAGACCAGAGUCUGAAAUCAAAAAUCCGUUAGAUUCAAGCAUACGUAUAAAUACAAUUUCAUUAGAUCAAAAUCGAAUCUUGUAUUCAUGGUUAGAAAAUUCGACAUUACCUUAUAUAGAUUCAAUUUCAUGGGUUGAUAAUAACGGAGAAUUGGAAAUUACCAAAGAUAAAACUAUAUAUAAAUCUAAACCAGAUAUGAAAUCAACUUCACAUUUGGCCAAUGGUCACGAUGUUGCAUCUGCAAAAUUAUAUAAUGAAGGUCAUACAAUUGUAAGUGAUGGAUUAAAUUUACAUAAUUUAGAAGAUGAUGAUGAUGAUGAUGAAUGCUUAGCUGAUAAAUUAGAUAAAUUAAUAAUGAAUAAACAACAACCAAAGAAAGAAAAGAGUGAUUUAAAAUCAGGUGUAUCAUUGUCUGUCAUUUUAACACAGGCAUUAAAGAAUAAUGAUCAGAGUUUACUUGAAACUGUGUUAACUAACCGUGAUUCAAACAUUAUCUCAAACACAAUCACCAGACUCGAUCCAUAUUUAUCAAUUAUCCUACUUGAUAAAUUAUCUGAAAAAUUAUUUAGAAAUUUCAACAAAUUUGAUCAAUUAAUUUAUUGGAUUAAAUGGAUUUUAAUAAUUCAUGGAUCAAUUUUAAAAACAUUACCAAAUUUAAAUAUCAAAUUGAUCAAUUUAUAUUCAUUAUUAUAUAAAAAAUCAGAAACCCUUCCCAAAUUAUAUGAAUUAGAAAAUAGAAUACAUGUAUUAUAUGAACAAAUUGAUUUAAAAAAUGAAAUAUUACAAGAUAAUGGAAUACAAGAAGAAAUUGAAAUUGAAACAGAUGAAUCAGAUAUUGAAUAUAUUGAAGAAAUAGAUGAUUUGGAAUUUAUGGAACAAGAUUCUGACGAAGAUAUGGAUAAUUAA
Messenger RNA from Insectozyma verbasci, 1767 nucleotides. Lineage: Eukaryota; Fungi; Ascomycota; Pichiomycetes; Serinales; Debaryomycetaceae. The record is from the annotation of a GenBank genome assembly.